AUGGCCGCUCGCUCCCCUCCGCCCCACACGCGGCCCCCAGCCUCCCCCGUGGGGGGGGGGGGGGGGGUCUGGGGGGUCUCUAUGGGGCACUGGGGCCUCUAUGGGGUCCCGUGGGGUUUAUGGGGUCUUUAUGGGGUGUCUGUGGGGUCUAUGGGUCUCUAUGGGGUCCUGUGGGGUUUAUGGGGUCCCUAUGGGGUCUCUAUGGGAUCUAUGGGUCUUUAUGGGGUCUCUGUGGGGUCUAUGGGUCUCUAUGGGGUCCCAUGGGGUUUAUGGGGUUUCUAUGGGGUCUCUAUGGGUCUCUAUGGGGUCCCUGGGGUUUAUGGGGUCUCUGUGGGUCCGUAUGGGGUGUCUGUGGGGUCUAUGGGUCUUUAUGGGGUCCCUAUGGGGUCUCUAUGGGAUCUGUGGGGUCUUCAUGGGGUCUCUGUGGGGUCUAUGGGUCUCUAUGGAGUCCCGUGGGGUUUAUGGGGUUUCUAUGGGAUCUCUAUGGGUCUCUACGGGGUCCCGUGGGGUUUAUGGGGUCUCUGUGGGGUCUCUAUGGGUCCUUAUGGGGUCUCUGUGGGUUUUAUGGGGUCCCUAUGGGGUCUCUAUGGGAUCUAUGGGGUCUUUAUGGGGUCUCUGUGGGGUCUCUAUGGGUCCUUAUGGGGUGUCUGUGGGGUCUAUGAGUCUCUAUGGGGUCCCAUGGGGAUUAUGGGGUCUCUGUGGGGUCUUUAUGGGGUCUAUGGGUCUCUGUGGGGUCUCUGUGGGAUCUAUGGGUCUCUAUGGAGUCCCGUGGGGUUUAUGGGGUUUCUAUGGGAUCUCAAUGGGUCUCUAUGGGGUCCCAUGGGGUUUAUGGGGUUUCUAUGGGGUCUAUGGGUCUCUAUGGGGACUCGUGGGGUUGAUGGGGCUUCUAUGGGGUCUCUAUGGGUCUCUAUGGGGUCCCAUGGGGUCUAUGGGGUCUCUGUGGGUCUGUAUGGGGUGUCUGUGGGGUCUAUGGGUCUUUAUGGGGUCCCUAUGGGGUCUCUAUGGGAUCUGUGGGGUCUUUAUGGGGUCUCUGUGGGGUCUAUGGGUCUCUAUGGGGACCUGUGGGGUUGAUGGGGUUUCUAUGGGAUCUCUAUGGGUCUCUGUGGGGUCUCUAUGGGUCCGUAUGGGGUGUCUGUGGGGUCUAUGGGUCUCUAUGGGGUCCCUAUGGGGUUUAUGGGGUCCCUAUGGGGUCCCUAUGGGAUCUUUGGGGUCUUCAUGGGGUCUAUGGGUCUUUAUGGGGUCUCUGUGGGGUCUAUGGGUCUCUGUGGGGACCCGUGGGGUUUAUGGGGUCUCUGUGGGGUCUCUAUGGGUCCUUAUGGGGUCUCUGUGGGGUUUAUGGGGUCCCUAUGGGGUCUCUAUGGGAUCUAUGGGGUCUUUAUGGGGUCUCUGUGGGGUCUCUAUGGGUCCUUAUGGGGUGUCUGUGGGGUCUGUGAGUCUCUAUGGGGUCCCAUGGGGAUUAUGGGGUCUCUGUGGGGUCUUUAUGGGGUCUACGGGUCUCUGUGGGGUCUCUGUGGGAUCUAUGGGUCUCUAUGGGGUCCCGUGGGGUUUAUGGGGUCCCUAUGGGGUUUCUAUGGGAUCUCUAUGGGUCUCUAUGGGGACCCGUGGGGUUUAUGG
This is a messenger RNA of Lagopus muta (rock ptarmigan), 1614 nucleotides long. RefSeq names its product shematrin-like protein 1. NCBI's taxonomy places the organism in Eukaryota, Metazoa, Chordata, Aves, Galliformes, Phasianidae. The record is from RefSeq and is a predicted model, not a curated record.